Molecule: messenger RNA, 3522 nt
Organism: Branchiostoma belcheri (Belcher's lancelet)
Lineage: Eukaryota; Metazoa; Chordata; Leptocardii; Amphioxiformes; Branchiostomatidae
Product: ubiquitin carboxyl-terminal hydrolase 20-like
Exons: 24
Coding region: 256-3141 (961 amino acids)
Biological process (GO): protein deubiquitination
Molecular function (GO): zinc ion binding; cysteine-type deubiquitinase activity
Source: RefSeq, a predicted model, not a curated record
UUAGUUUCCUUGACUUUUGGCUCGAUGGGUCCCCUCCACUGGCCUGGACGGGGGGACCUGGUGACUGCUGAAUCUGUGGACGACUCACUAGCAGUCUUUUUGGAAAUUUUAACGGAAAUAUGCCGUAAAAUGAGCAGGUCGUGGCCGCCAUGUUCCUUCGGUAAUCAAUGCAGAAUCAUCGUUCGUUAUUUGACAUUUAGCAGGACACAACCUGUGAUGCUUGUAGGACUACAGUAGACACCUGUGAGUUGUAAGAUGUCUUCACAGAACUCCUGUCCCCAUCUGGGGACCUUAGGAGACAUUUCCAGAGAGGAUCUCUUACAGAAAGCUAAGGGAUCAUGCAGCUCCUGCCCAGCUGUAGGGCCCAACCUGUGGGCUUGUCUACAGGCAAACUGCAAUUAUGUGGGAUGUGGAGAAUCUGCAGUGGACCACAGUACCCAUCAUGCCGUGACGGUGAAGCAUGCCCUGACCAUGAACCUGACCACGUUCCGUACCUGGUGUUACUCCUGCGAGACGGAGGUCUUCCUGGACAAGAACGCCACGUCGCCUGGCAACAACAAGUCCUCCCCGUACAAACGGUCAACCGGCCAAUCACAGACAUCUCAAGACCAGAGAAACGGUGGAGGGGAUGGUGCACCACGUGUACAGGAAGACUACAUGGAUGACCCUGAUAUAAAACCAAAAGUAGUGGAUGACUCUCCCACAGGUCUGACUGGACUACAGAACAUCGGGAACACCUGUUACAUGAAUGCUGCGCUGCAGGCACUGUCCAACUGCCCUCCUCUGACCAACUAUUUCCUGGAGUGUGGAGGCAUGGUUGGCAUGUCAAAGACAGAGAAGAAACCUGGACUGUCCAAGAGCUACCUGAAACUCAUGUUAGAAAUGUGGCAUAAGAAAAGACCAAGUUAUUUGGUACCUGUUGCUAUAGCCCAUGGAAUCAAGAUGGUCAACCCUAUGUUCAGAGGGUAUACACAACAGGACUCCCAAGAAUUCCUGCGCUGCUUGAUGGACCAACUGCACGAGGAACUGAAGGAGCCAAUCACAGAGUUUGAGGACUACACCUGCCCGACCAAUGAGGACAGGUCUCCCACAGCGUCCAGUCCCAGCAUUCCCAUCCGCUCCUCCGACUACUCCUCCAGCCACUCAGACGAGGAGUACCACUCCUGCGAAUCCGCGGGAAGCUCGGAGCAAAACACUCCAGACGAGUCCUGCAUUCCCAACAACGACGUCAGGACGGCGCAGUCCAUCCCCCGCAGCUCGUCAGACAGCGACAUCCGCACCCUGGACUCCCGCGAGCAGAGAGCCAACGCCAGGAACCGCAGCCGCGUCCUCUCGGAGCCCAGCGACUACGUGUCGAACCUCAGGACCCGCUCGCCGCGAAAACGGGUCAAGUCGUGUCAGGGGUUCGUACGAGAGACUCAGAGUAAAGAGGAGAGCAAGCGACGGCGGGGGUCGCGACACGACAUCGACGCAGACGUGGACGAGUCCGGCGAGGCGGCUGAGACCGGUUCUGUACCGGAUUCGGACUCCGGGUGUUCCAGCAGUAGCCCCAUGAGAGAGAGCCCUCCCCACAGCCGCUCUAACAGCCCACAGGGCAUCAGGAGUGCCAGUCAGCCAAACAGUCCCAUGAAGGCCAGUCUAAAAGACGUGCAGCCCACCUUCAAAUCAGCCCAGAGAAAGAAGAGAAAUGUCCGACAUCACAGCAUCAUUUCUGACGUGUUUGAUGGAAAGAUCCUGAGUUCUGUCCAGUGUCUGACCUGUGACCGUGUCUCCUGCACCAAGGAAACUUUCCAGGAUAUCUCCCUCCCUAUACCCAGUAAAGAGGACCUGGCCCUGCUCCAUUCAGCACAAGGCCCGACCCUGAAGAGCUCCUGUACUGAUGCCUACACUACCUCACAGGGAUGGGUGGGGUACUUCUAUGACUGGCUCAAAAGCUGGUUCUGGGGCCCACAGGUGACUCUAGACGACUGUCUGUCUGCGUUCUUCUCCGCUGAUGACCUGAAGGGAGACAACAUGUACAGCUGUGAGAAGUGCAGGAAAUUAAGAAAUGGACUGAAGUUCUCCAAAGUGCUGGAACUGCCAGAGAUCCUGUGUAUCCACCUGAAGAGAUUCCGCCAUGAGGUGAUGUACUCCACUAAGAUCAACAACUACGUGUCCUUCCCACUGGAGGGGCUGGACCUCAGGCCUUUCAUGGCUAAAGAGAGCCAGUCACAAGUGAUGACCUAUGACCUGGUUGCGGUGAUCUGCCACCACGGCACGGCGAAUGGCGGACACUACACGGCGUACUGCAUGAACCACCUGAACGGGCAGUGGUACGAGUUUGAUGACAUGUACGUCACCGAAGUCCUGGAGUCAGCGGUCACCAAUGCAGAGGCCUAUGUCCUAUUCUACAGAAAACGUAAUGAAGAUAUGGAACGGGAGAGACACAAAGUUGCCAACCUGGUCAGCACUAAAGAGCCUGGCCUGAUGAAGUUCUACAUCUCCCGUCAGUGGCUCCACAAGUUCACCAUGUUCGCUGAGCCUGGACCAAUCAGCAACAAUGACUUCUUGUGCAGACAUGGAGGUAUUCCACCACACAAGUCUUCGUUCCUAGAAGACUUGGUAACCACAGUACCAGAGCCAGUAUGGGAGUAUCUGCUGGACAAGUUCGGAGGCGGUCCUGUAGUGAACCACCUGUUCGUGUGCGCCACCUGUCAGGUGGAGCAGGAACGGCUGGAGAAACGCCGCAAGAUCGAGAUGGAGACUUUCAUCAAGUUGAACAAGGCAUUCCAGGAAGAAGACUCACCCCCCAUCAUCUACUACAUCAGCAUGAAGUGGUUCAGGGAGUGGGAGUCAUUUGUAAAGGGGAAGGAACAAGAUCCCCCCGGACCAGUGGAUAACAGUAACAUUGCCACAGGAAAGGGUCUCGUUUCUGGACUCAAACCAGGCUCAGAUUCCGGUCAGAUCUCAGAAGAGACGUGGCAGUUCCUGGUGUCUAUCUACGGAGGGGGUCCUGAGAUCAUCCAGCGUCAGACACAGGCCCUGCCUGACGACACGGAACAGGGGGACCAGGAGCCAGAGGGGGGUGGGGAGGAGGAGGGGGGUGAGGAGGGGGAGGAGGAGGAGGACCAUGGGGAGAAGAAGAUUCAGCAGGAACUGUAGCUGAAGAAAUGAAGACACACAAGUCAUGUAGUAUGGAAAUGAUGUCAGACUUUGCUACAGUCACAUUUCCACACAUAGCCUCGUAUCUAAACCUAUUACAGCUUCCGGUUCUCUUUUUGAGAAAAUAAGAGAGACUUGGCAGCUGGUUACAAUAGCUUUGGAUACCAGGUUAUUCCAAACCAGGCCCUGUCGAUGUUUUCAUGAUUAGGUCACAGCUUGGAUCUGGCAUAUUUUCCCCCAUGAUCAUUGCUGAUUUUAAAACCCUUGUCCUGCGGACAUACAGUACCAUAUAUAUAGAACUCUGUAUAGGUAUGAUUUGGGGGUAUUUCUCGUGCAAUGCAUCACACCGCAGCGAAUGAAACGCAACGAAUGUGGAAGUAA